UUAUUGAACAGAUUCAACCCUCAAAGAAUCAAAAGCAACAUGGGACAUAGUUCGAAAAAGAAGAAGCGCGGUGGUACAGGGCGACGUAGGUCGUCAAACAACGAUCACUCUUCUAUCGAUGGCUUCGGCAGCGAACUUCUGUCCGAGGAGCUUACCGCCCUGCGUGCUAUAUUCCAAGAAGAUUGUGAUGUUAUUUCAGAAUCUCCACCCCGAAUCAAGAUUAAGCUAAGGCCGUAUUUACAGGAUUCAAGUUACGAGGAUUUAGAUGUUUCUGCACUUCUUUCAAUAAGGUUCUUACCUGGAUAUCCGUAUAAAUGUCCAAAGCUGCUUAUUGCUCCAGAAAAUGGAUUAUCAAAGUCUGAUGCAGAUAAACUUUUGUCCCUGCUUAAUGACCAAGCCAAUUUAAAUGCCCGAGAAGGACGCGUGAUGAUUUAUAAUUUGGUAGAGGCUGCACAAGAAUUUUUGUCAGAAGUUAUCUCAUGGGAGCAACCUCACGUAUCUCAGAAGAAUGUGGCAGUUUCAUGUGAUAGGCCUUCCAAGGGACCUUUUGUAUAUGGUUUCCUAGAUCUUUUCAUAGGUUCUGGGGAGUCAUGGCACUGGGGACUUUCAGUUGAAGAGGGCAGCAAUACAAGCACUGCCUUUGAUAAUCUGCAUGAUGGUAGACAACCAUCACAGGAGAAUUUUAAACAAAACAUGAAUAUGGGGGUGGAUGAGGACGGUGCACCGGGUAAAGUGCCUAGUUCUACAGGAAAAGGUUUAGAAGGAGAUAGUAAGAGUACUGAUCCUGUUACAUCACUAUCUGAGGAAUCAAUGGAGGAUGCUAGCAUUGCUGGGGAUUAUCCUCCGGCAGUGGAUACAGAAGAAGAAACUGAUUAUGAGCAUACUAUAAGUGAUCAUUCAGAAUCACCAUCAUCUGCAUCGAUGGAUCAUAAUCUGAUUUCACAUGCUGUGGAGAGAGAUUUGAUUCUGGCUCAUUUACUGCGACUUGCUUGCACACCUAAAGGUUCACUUGGUGAUAUAUUGACUGAUGUGGCAUCAGAGCUGGUUAACCUAGGGAUUGUUUCGGAUCGUGUGGCGGAUUUAGCUACCGAAUCAUCAUCAUUUUUUGACAGAAGCUUCAACCAAGCCUUUGGACAUCGUAUGGUAGCGUCAAAGAUAUCUCAGUUUUGGAAAGCCGCUUCUGAUUCGAAAGGGCAACAUACCUCACCUAUAUUAAGCUCCCGAUAUUUGAAUGAUUUUGAGGAGCUUCAACCUGUUGGCCAUGGUGGAUUCGGCCAUGUUGUGUUAUGCAAGAAUAAGCUAGAUGGAAGACAAUAUGCUGUUAAGAAAAUUCGACUAAAGGACAAAAGUCCACCUUUAGAUGACAGAAUUUUGAGAGAAGUAGCCACUCUUUCCCGAUUGCAGCACCAACACGUUGUACGUUACUAUCAGGCAUGGUUUGAAACAGGAGAUGCUGGUUCAUAUGGUGAUGCUACUUGGAGUUCUAGGACUGCAGGUAGCUCCAGUUUCAGCUACAUAGAUCAAAGUUCAACAGAUUUGGUAGGGCAAGACAACAAAGUAGGAACAUACUUGUACAUUCAGAUGGAAUACUGUCCAAGGACUCUUCGACACAUGUUUGAUUCUUAUAAUCACUUCGACAAGAAGUUGGCAUGGCACUUGUUUCGUCAAAUUGUAGAAGGCCUGGCACACAUACAUGGUCAAGGAAUUAUUCACCGUGACUUGACUCCAAAUAAUAUAUUUUUUGAUGCUCGAAAUGAUAUUAAAAUUGGGGACUUUGGUCUUGCCAAGUUCUUGAAGCUAGAGCAGUUGGAACAGGAUAUUGAUCCUGCGGAAGCAACCGGAGUGUCAGUAGAUGGUACUGGUCAGAUCGGUACAUAUUUUUAUACCGCACCAGAAAUUGAGCAGCGUUGGCCAAAAAUUGAUGAGAAAGCGGAUAUGUAUAGCUUAGGAAUUGUAUUCUUUGAGCUCUGGCAUCCCUUUAGCACGGGAAUGGAAAGACAUAUAGUUCUUUCCGACUUAAAAAAGAAGGGAGAGCUUCCUUCAGAUUGGCUUGCUGAGUUUCCAGAACAGGCUUCAUUAUUACGCCACUUGAUGUCAUCAAGUCCAUCCGACCGUCCAUCAGCCACAGAACUACUCCAACAUGCUUUUCCUCCAAGAAUGGAGUCUGAAUUAUUAGACAAUAUAUUACGGACAAUGCAUAAUUCUGAGGACACCACUAUCUAUGAUAAAGUUGUGAAUGCUAUCUUCAGUGAGGAUAUACUAAGCAAUAAAAACAAAGAUAACCAAUCUGAAAUAUCAAAGUUGGAUGGAAACAAUACUUCAGCUGUACAGCAUUCAGAGUUAGACACUGAAGUUCGUGAUCUAGUUUGGGAAGUAUCUGCCGCAGUGUUUAGGUUACACUGUGCAAAACGUUUAGAGAUAAUUCCAAUGCACUUGUUAGGAGAUUCUUUGCUGUUCAAUAGGAAUAGUGUUAAGCUUUUGACGAAUGGUGGAGACAUGAUAGAACUAUGCCAUGAGCUACGUUUGCCCUUUAUAAAUUGGGUUGUUUUGCAACAGAAAUCUUCUUUCAAACGUUUCGAUAUAUGUAAUGUAUAUCGUAAACCAAUUGGUCAUUCCUCUCCAAAUAUAUAUCUUCAGGGAGACUUUGAUGUUAUUGGAGGUGCUUCCGCACUGACAGAGGCUGAGGUGAUCAAGGCGGCAAUGGACAUCAUAACUCGUUUUUUCCAUCCUGAAUCAUGUGAUAUACAUCUGAAUCACGGGGAUUUGUUAGAAGCUAUCUGGUCUUGGAUUGGAAUCAAGGCUGACCAUAGGCAAAAAGUGGCCGAACUUCUGUCACUCUUGUGUUCGUUGCGGCCCCAGUCCUCUGAAAGGAAAACUAAGUGGGUGCUAAUAAGACGACAACUUCGACAGGAACUUAAUAUUACUGAAGGCGCCGUUAAUAAAUUGCAGACUGUGGGGUUGAGGUUCUGUGGAAUUGCAGAUCAGGCCCUUCCUAGAUUGAGAGGUGCCCUUCAGGCUGAUACCCUUAUACGGAAGGCACUUGAUGAACUUUCUCAGAUUUUUAACUAUUUACGAAUCUGGAAAAUCGAUAAGCAUGUUUUUAUUGAUCCCCUUAUGCCACCCACUGAGGGUUAUCACAGGGAUUCAUUUUUCCAGAUUUAUCUGAGGAAGGAUAAUAGUCUUGGGUCACUUACGGAAGGAACCUUGCUUGCUGUUGGUGGUCGCUAUGAUUACCUCCUUCACAAUGUCUGGCGAUCUAAAUAUAAAUCAAUUCCUCCAGGAGCAGUUGGGACCAGUCUUGCUUUAGAAACCAUCAUUCAACAUUCUUCUGUCGAGAUUUACAGACCUGUUAGAAGUGAUUUUAGUAGAAGUGUUCUUGUUUGUUCACGCGGGGGAGGUGGUUUACUGGAGAAGCGUAUGGAGCUGGUUUCUGAACUAUGGGAGGAGGAUAUAAAGGCAGAGUUUGUUCCAAUUUUGGAUCCAAGCCUUACGGAACAGUACGAGUAUGCCAAUGAGCAUGACAUUAAAUGUCUAAUUAUCAUAUCAGACACUGAUGUUUCUCAAAAAGGAUCUAUUAAGAUUCGACAUCUUGAGCUUAAAAGGGAGAAGGAAGUAAGCAGAGGAUCACUCACCAAAUUUUUAUCGGAAGCAAUGGCAUCUCAGUUUAGAAACCCAUCCAUAUGGAACUGAUAAGUCUGAUAAUCAACGUCACAGCUACCAACAUUUUGCAGUUUUUGGCAACCAGUUUUUAGUUGCUGUACCCAAGGAGCUCGGAUCAAAGUUUAGAAUGCUGUACAUCCAGUAAAUACGAUAUCAUGAAACUUUUUCUUAGGUUUACAAUCCUUGCUCAUGUAGUUUUAUGACAAAUGCAACCCCUGUUGUGCUGGGCGAUGAUAGGCAUUGCCAGAUGAAAGAUCCAAUGUCUAUUGGUAAUGUUCAUCAUAUUAGAUAUGCAUUUGAUCUCAGUAUCGAGUCAAACAAGUUUUGACUAUUAGACCAUACUACUUAUUUUGUUUCGUUAUUGUACAUGAUCAUAUGAUACAACAAUCUUUUGCAUAGUUGGUUUUGAUUUUUUUGGUCAGAUAAAGAAGUUAAUAGAAAAGUAGUUUGACCUGGAGCCAAAAGUCAAACUUUUAGCUA
Erigeron canadensis is the source of this 4140-nucleotide messenger RNA. Its product is annotated as eIF-2-alpha kinase GCN2. NCBI's taxonomy places the organism in Eukaryota, Viridiplantae, Streptophyta, Magnoliopsida, Asterales, Asteraceae. Gene Ontology annotation, biological process: protein phosphorylation. Gene Ontology annotation, molecular function: eukaryotic translation initiation factor 2alpha kinase activity; ATP binding; protein binding. The coding region runs from base 40 to 3690 and encodes 1216 amino acids. Gene Ontology annotation, cellular component: cytosol. The record is from RefSeq and is a predicted model, not a curated record. The transcript has 29 exons.